Molecule: messenger RNA, 1769 nt
Organism: Gambusia affinis (western mosquitofish)
Lineage: Eukaryota; Metazoa; Chordata; Actinopteri; Cyprinodontiformes; Poeciliidae
Gene: pycr1a
Product: pyrroline-5-carboxylate reductase 1a
Exons: 8
Coding region: 113-1078 (321 amino acids)
Biological process (GO): L-proline biosynthetic process
Molecular function (GO): pyrroline-5-carboxylate reductase activity
Source: RefSeq, a predicted model, not a curated record
AUCUGCCAAUGCCUGGUAUUUUUACAGGGAGAGGAAGCUAAACACGUUGACUGUGGAAUCAUAACAUUUUGUAGCUACAUUGCUAAUCCGAAGAAUCUUCCUAAUUUGCAUAAUGAGUGUCGGAUUUAUAGGAGCUGGCCAGCUGGCGCAGGCUUUAGUGAGAGGCUUCUCGGUUGCAGGCGUGAUUGCCACCCACAGAAUCACAGCGAGCUCUCCAGACACUGAACUUCCCACAGUGCAGCAGCUGCGGAAAAUGGGUGUGACCUUUACCACCAGCAACAAGGAGACGGUCAACAGAAGUGAUGUCCUCUUCCUGGCUGUGAAGCCCCACAUCAUCCCCUUUGUUCUUGAUGAGAUUGGGCCAGAUAUUGAAGACCGUCACCUUAUCGUGUCCUGUGCUGCAGGUGUGACUAUCAGCUCCAUAGAGAAGAAACUGCAGCAGUAUCGUACUUCUCCAAAGGUGAUGCGCUGCAUGACCAACACUCCAGUGGUGGUGCGUGAAGGGGCCACUGUCUACGCAACAGGUACACAUGCACAGGUGGAGGAUGGAAAACUUUUGGAACAGCUGAUGGCUAGCGUUGGCUACUGCACUGAGGUGGAGGAGGACCUGAUCGAUGCCGUCACAGGCCUGAGUGGCAGUGGACCCGCCUAUGCAUUCCUAGCUGUGGAUGCCCUUGCUGAUGGUGGAGUAAAAAUGGGACUGCCCAGGAGGUUGGCGGUACGCCUUGGUGCCCAAGCCCUGCUGGGAGCCGCUCGCAUGUUGUUGGACUCAGAGCAACACCCUGGGCAGCUUAAAGACAACGUUUGCUCACCAGGGGGCGCCACAAUCCACGCCCUUCACGUCAUGGAGAGUGGUGGCUUCCGAAGCCUCCUCAUAAAUGCAGUUGAGGCCUCUUGUGUAAGAACAAGGGAGCUUCAGUUUUUGGCUGACCAAGAGAAGAUCUCCCCAGCUGCGAUAAAGAAAACAACUCUGGAUAAAGUUCUUCAGCAGCCAGGCGUCACUGCAGAUGCUGUCGGUGUCAGAGCUCGUGGAAUCAGUAUUUUUAACAACUCCAACCCCAGGAUCAAGAAAAACUGAGUCUUUUUUGAAAUGUCUCAUUCAGUAAAUACACUGUCUAGGAACCACUGACCACUGUUUGCGAACAUGAACCCAUAAUAUCUAACACUGUAGUGCAGUGGUCACUGCUCUACAGUGAUAUUAAAUCAGGUUUAUAUAGGUUUGGACCAUAUUAAAGGAAAAUUAUGUGAAUAAUUAUUUUUGUGGGAAUUUUGUUUUUUUUUGGAAUUGACAAAAUAUAGUUGAACCCUUUAGUUUGACAUUGUGUGGAAACUUGACAAUCCCUUUGGGUUUGAUGCUACUGACUUCUUUGCCCUACAGAAAUUGUCAUGUUUAACUUUUUAUAUAUUUAAUGUCAGGGCAGAAGGUUUAUUUUUCUAAAAAAAAAAAAGGGGAAAAAGUAAGGGUACUUUUUUUUCAUCCAUUUGUUUAGGUCCUUACAUUUGCCUAUGAAUAAUAAAAAAGCCAUAAGUAAAUGUCCUUACAUUUAUAUUAUCACAAUGUUUUAUGAAUUUUAACAUUUUGUUAUGUAAGUAAGAUUAUCUUGUCUGCUUGUUUUAGCAGUGCCUUACCAAAAUAUAGAUAACCCCAGUACUUUUUCACAUUUCAUCACUUUACAAUGACAAAAUGUAUGUAAUAUAUUGGGAUUGCCCAAAACCAAGUAAUGGGUGUGAAGUUGGUGGAGAAUGUUUCAAUAAAAAUUUCAACAUGA